GGUAACACUGCCCCCAUAAAUUUCUCAAGCAAUCUCUCAGAAACACAAAGUAGGCUAGUAUGUAAAUAAAUUUUCUUUUUAAUAUGUAACGUUUUAUAAUUAAAGCGCUUAAUGUGUAUCGAGAAAAUUUAAGAAACGAUAGAAAUUUUGAGAUAACUACAAAAGGAAAAUCAAAUGAUUAAAAUAGAAUGUAAAAUUAAGAAGACUGAUGUAUCAAAUGAACAAGAUGAUAAUAUAAAAACAACCUACUUUACUAUGGAUAAAAAAUAAAAUUUGUUAUAAGAACCAUAACUGAAUGAAUAAAUAUAUGAUUUAUCAAUGCUGAUAGAAAUUUAAGAAGAUGCCAACAAUAGCCAGUUCCUCUUUAACAUAUGAAAUUCUUAUGUACCUUAAUUCUUUUUAUUUUGGCAUGUUUGCUAUAUGUGAAUUAGGCAUGGGAUUUUUUAAAGCUGCAAAUCUGCCUUCACCUGGUACAAGCACGACACUGAUAGAGUUUGCAUUGUUGUUUUUCCUCAUUGUCACAGAAGGUGCUAGAAUUUAUCUUGGAAGAAAAGGAAAUUUGACAGAGCACGGGUUACCAAUUCUUAUUGGAGUUAUUUUGACCGUACCUAGCGCCUUAGCGACAUUGUAUUUUUUAAUCUGGCAAAAUUAUGUACUUAGACUAGAAGUAAUUCUUUGUAGCAUACAACUGGUACUCCUAGCAUCUGAAUUAAUCAUUUCAAUUUUGUGCCUUAUAGCUAUUUAUCGACCAUCGCCUCCCGACGAAUAAACAGACCUAUUAAAAACGUUUAAAAAGUUAAUAACAUUGUAUACUGUGUUUCUCUGUAUAAGUAAAAAUUAAAAUUGUUUUGAUGUAA
Messenger RNA from Osmia bicornis bicornis, 857 nucleotides. Its product is annotated as transmembrane protein 216-like. The record is from RefSeq and is a predicted model, not a curated record. Lineage: Eukaryota; Metazoa; Arthropoda; Insecta; Hymenoptera; Megachilidae. Gene Ontology annotation, biological process: non-motile cilium assembly. The coding region runs from base 341 to 769 and encodes 142 amino acids. Gene Ontology annotation, cellular component: ciliary transition zone. The transcript has 2 exons.